AUGAAGCAGGUAGAAUUCUUGCAGAAGCGCAUGGACGAGAACCCGGAGUAUGAGGGCCUCGUCGCUCUGACCGAUCUGCAUGCUCCAGACUACGAUCCUGAGCUUUGUGGCGGAGUUGUAUUCGAGGACGGCAUGCGACACAUUCAUGCAGUGACACGAGAUGGAGAGGUCAUCGCAGGCAUGGACGUCUUCCGCAGAAUCUACAGCAUAGUCGGGAUGCAGUGGGUCUAUGAGAUUACGACCCUUCCAGUUGUCGGAGCAUUCUUUGAUUGGUUGUACGACUGGUUUUCAGAGUACCGCCUCAAGGCUGCAGGGCGCGAGGACAUUCUGGAAAAGGUACAUAAUCAUCAAGCCAAGAUCCAGGAACUUUCGCAAACCGAGUGCGAGGAUGAAUGCGAGGUUGAUUGGGAUGAGCUGACGAUGCCCAAGUUCUCGAAAAUGUCUACAGGUCGAUGA
Symbiodinium natans is the source of this 456-nucleotide messenger RNA. Lineage: Eukaryota; Dinophyceae; Suessiales; Symbiodiniaceae. The record is from the annotation of a GenBank genome assembly.